Molecule: messenger RNA, 2852 nt
Organism: Pogoniulus pusillus (Red-fronted tinkerbird)
Lineage: Eukaryota; Metazoa; Chordata; Aves; Piciformes; Lybiidae
Gene: C23H1orf35
Product: chromosome 23 C1orf35 homolog
Exons: 9
Coding region: 859-2454 (531 amino acids)
Source: RefSeq, a predicted model, not a curated record
CCAUGCAGGUUUGGAAUCUCUCCAGAGAAAGAUAUUCCACAGCUUCUCUGGGCAGACUGGACCAGGGCUCCAGUACCCUCACACCACAGAACUUUCUCCUCCUCUUCAGGUGGAACUUCUUGGGUUCCAGCUUGUGCCCACAGACUCCUGUCCUGUUGAUCGGCACCGCUGACAAAGAGCCUGGCCCCAAUGUCUGGCUCCUUACCCUUUAGCUCCUGCCGAGCAUUGCUCAGAUCCCUUCUCAGGCUGCUCUUCUCCAGGCUCAGCAGCUCCAGGUCUCAGCCAUUCCUCUUCACAGAGAUGCUCCAGGGCCCUCAGCAACUUUGUAGCCUCUGCUGGACUCUCCAGUAGUUCCCUGCCUCUUGAACUGGCAAGGCCAGAAUUGGACAGAGUCCUCCAGAGGUGGCCUCCUUAGGGCAGAGCAGAGGAGUGGAGCCUCUCCUGGCCUGCUGGCCACGCUGUUCUGAAUGCAGCCCAGGCGGCCAGUGGCCAUCCUCGCCAUGAGGGCACAUUGCUGGUCCCCAGCAGGUCAGCCACUCGCUUGCGCUGGUGAAAGGCGACGAUUGCUCCCCAGGGGCAGGACUCUCUGUUUCCCACUGUCCAACUUCAUGAGCUCGCCCUGGUGCCGCUCCGGGAGCGGCUUUCGCCUGGCUUCGCUCUCUGGGGUGACGGCGCUGCUGCACUCCCCCGCCUAGUGCGGCGGUGGUACCGCCCGCUUCACAGACUGCUUGCAGCUUCCCCCCCCUCGCAACGGAGCGCGGUGGUAGCGGCCGGGGGCGGGCGGGAGCGUGAGCCGCGCGGCGCGGAGCGCGAGGUCACCAGCACCCCAGCUGUGACACCGCUGUGGGGUCCGGCACCAUGUUUGGCUCGUCCCGAGGUGGGGUCCGGGGUGGCCAGGACCAGUUCAGCUGGGAGGAUGUCAAGACGGACAAACAGCGUGAGAACUACCUCGGGAACUCCCUGAUGGCACCAGUGGGACGGUGGCAGAAGGGGAAGGACCUGACUUGGUACGCCAAGGGCAAGAAGGAGACAGGCACUCCGAUGUCCCGUGAGGAAGAGCUGGCUGCUGUCCGCUUGGCUGAGCAGGAGGCCAUGAUGGCAGCCCUGGGCUACAAGAACGUGAAGAGGCAGCCCACUGGCCUCAGCAAGGAGGACCUGGCUGAGGUGUGCAAGAGGGAUGCUGCUGAACGAGAUGAUAAGGACGUGGACCGCCUGGUGGGCUUGGGCAGCUCCAGUGGCAGUGCUGGACGCUUGAUGCUCUCCAAGGAGGACAGGGAGGCAGCCAAGAUGGGACUCUCGGUCUUCACGCACCAGAAAGUCUGCAGCAGCCCUGAGAUAUCCACCUCCAAGAAGAAGCUGGAGAAGGAGGAGAAGGUGGAGGAGAAAAAACCAGAAAGUGGCAAGAAAUCCAAAAAGGAGAAAAAGAAGAAGAAAAAGAAGAAAUAUAAGAAGGAGAAAAAGAAAGACAAGCAUCACAGGAAGGAUGCUGCUCUAUCAUCCUCUGAUUCUUCUCCAGAGCGAGAUGAGAGGCACCACCGGAGGAAACCCCACGCCGAGAGACGCCCUGAGCCCUCCCGGCGUGGCCAGCAGCGCGGGCACGACACAGACUCCUCUGCCAGCAGCUCGGGUUCUGGCUGCAGCCCCUCAGGCCGCCCUGCCGGUCAGCGGAGCCGCAGCCGGGACAGCCGCGACAGGGACAGCCGCGGCCGGGACAGCCGCGCCCGGGACAGCCGCGUUCGGGACAGCAGCAGCCGGGACAGCCGCGUUCGGAACAGCAGCAGCCGGGACAGCCGCGCCCGGGACAGCCGCAGCCGAGACAGCCGCGCCCGGGACAGCCGCGGCCGGGACAGCCGCGCCCGGGACAGCCGCGCCCGGGACAGCCGCGCCCGGGACAGCCGCGUUCGGGACAGCAGCAGCCGGGACAGCCGCGCCCGGGACAGCCGCGUUCGGGACAGCAGCAGCCGGGACAGCCGCGCCCGGGACAGCCGCGUUCGGGACAGCAGCAGCCGGGACAGCCGCGCCCGGGACAGCCGCAGCCGAGACAGCCGCGCCCGGGACAGCCGCGUUCGGAACAGCCGCUCCCGGGACAGCCGCAGCCGGGACAGCCGCGGCCGGGACAGCUGCGUUCGGAACAGCCGCGCCCGGGACAGCCGCGUUCGGAACAGCCGCGCCCGGGACAGCAGCAGCCGGGACAGCCGCGGCCGGGACAGCCGCGGCCGGGACAGCCGCGUUCGGGACAGCCGCAGCCAGGACAGCCGCGUUCGGGACAGCAGCAGCCGGGACAGCCGCGUUCGGGACAGCCGCAGCCGGGACAGCCGCGUUCGGGACAGCCGCAGCCGGGACAGCCGCGCCCGGCACCCGUCCCCGCGGCACAAGGGCAAGAGGAAGAGCAGGAGCAGGUCCCCGCCAGCCCGCAGGGUCCGGCAGCGCCAUGACACUGACUCCGAGGGUUGAGGCGCAGCCUGCGGGAGGUCCAGGGAGGUGUCGCCGAGGUUGUCUGGUUUUUAAGGUUACUCAGUCGAAAGAGAGCUGCAGCGCUGUGGUUGCUGGGGCUGAGCCUGGCAGUUGGUGGUGCCAGCGCUCCCCGUCCCGGCCUGCGGCUCCUGCCUUCGACCCCAGGGCAGCACCAGCAGCUCCCUGACUGUUGUCCCUAGCCAUGGUGGGGUACAGAAGGUGCCUGACCACCCACUCUGCUGCCUGGAUUUCUCUUUCCAGGUGUGAUGCAGCACUGAGGAUGCUGUGGGAUGGGUACCGAGAUGGCUGGCUGGGAUGCUGGAAAUGCUGCAGGUGCUUCAUGGUUGUUUAGAGAGACUUUGGAUGCAUUUAUUAAUUAAAUUAUUUUUAAUAUCUUC